ACUGAUGACAACCGAACUCGUACGGGUCUACAUGAUUGUUCCGGUUUCAAUCAAAAGCAAAAGUGUCAUGAAGAGUGAAGAUGUAUCAGCAAGAGUGAAAUGUCGGAAAGAGGAGCAAACGAACGAAAGUGUGUCGUAUAUCAACUUAUUCUAGAGGGGAGCAUAGAGUUCUUUGAACAUCGCGAAGAGUCCGAAGUGUUCGUUGCCACACAGUGGGGGCAGCUACAUAAGUACAACACGGCCUUAAGAAAAGCUUUCAUUCUGAUAGCAGAUCGCAAUCCACGGAACCGGUGAAUUUGUGCGAUACGACUUCUAUACGUUCAGCUGUUCGCGGACGGAGAAGUGUAGGAGAGAAAAACAGAAUAUCUUCCUAAAGUAUCGGAUGCUCGAAUGCAUUUUGGGAAAAGAGAUAUAUUCACGAAGGAAAAGAAGAGACGUUUGUGACAUCAUUCAUCCUCGCGUUGCCCUGCACCGUAUUUCUACUUGCGAGAUUCGGAUAACGUGACACUACGACGAUGGUGCUGGUCUUGCUGAUACCUAUAAUCGGAUUUGCGACGGCAACUCCUUCUCAAGACACAUUGGACAAUCGAUUGGUCUUUCAAGUCCAAAAAACGCUUUUGCAUCCUGCGGAGAGCAAUGUAGACACAAUAGCCGAGAGUCAGGAUAAAGCAGAUGAAAUGGUAGAAAAUAUAAAUAAAACGCUGUCAAACUUAAAGCGUACGACCGAUCGUCUUAAAGAUUCGGAAACACGCGAUACCAAAGCCAGUGAAAAAUUAACACAAGGACGGAAAGAAAAAGCUAUACUUUUAGACUAUCCUCCGGUAUCGCGUAUCUCCCAUUAUCCAAGACUCCCCACGUACGAAGUUGACUACAACGACGAUUCAGAAGUUACAGCAAAGAAUAGAUCGGCAGAAAAAAAAUACCAAGAAAGCGAUAUCUUCUACAUUCGACUCCCACCCACUCCGUAUACAUUCGUACCCGGCUUCGGAUACAUCUCGCAACCACCUACGUAUUCGACCGCCUCCUUAAAGCCUCAAAUACCCCUUGUAACUCAACUACUUCAUCUACCCUACGUAAGACCUGUGGGACAACCUCAGCAAACCAUUAAUCCCUUCAUCAAAUUGCCUAUAGACUUUGUAAGCAAUGGCAAGCCUAUCUCCGUCUACCAAUGGCAAAAGAAACCUAACAAGAAACCGGCCGACAGUCCAAUCACGAACUUGGACAAUCUAUCGGCCGAUUUUGUUAGCAACGGUAAGCCGACCUCCAUUUAUCAGUGGCAGGCGAAUCACAAGCCAAUAAAGAGGCCGGGUGAUUCGCUUAACAAUCUUAAUAUGGAACCUUACACCUUCAAUGGCAAAUUGACCAGCUUGUACCUGCUUGGAUCGGAUGGAUCCACCUCGAUGCACCAGUCUAUCCGGUAUCCCGAUUAUCAGAACGGUUAUCAGAACGCGUAUUACUGAGUUCAUCUGGUCACAUAGAGUAUAUGUUUAUAUUUAAUUGAAACCGAUCGCAAAAUAAAAGAAAUUUGACUCUAAGAUAGAGAUAUAACAUGCGUGACAAAUAAAUCAAGCUGUGGAUUUGAGUAAAUAUUAUUUUCGAAUCUUUUGACAUUACUAAUCGAGUGAAUCUGAUGAAAUCAAUCUCAUCUGCGAUAAAAAUAAUAUUGAACGAUGUUCCGAGUUGUAGCCUGUAAUUAACGCGUUACAAUAUUUGUAAUUUACGUAUAUUACCAUUGUUAUAUUUAUUAUUAUGAAACAUUAUGUUAUUAUUGAAACCGUAAAUAUUGAAAUCUAAUUGAUUAUAUAUAGAAACGAAUUGUAAAAAGUAUGCGUUGUGACAUUAUACGUUUGCCAAAUUAAACAGAGAAUUUAUUCAAUCGCUUUUGUAUAAUAGCUCGUUAAAAAUGAUAUUACAAGUAUCAUUUUGCUCGACUUGCAUUUUGUUUGAAAUAAUACACGCAUACAUUUUCCGAAAGAAUUAUAUCGUAUUACAUUAUUUCAUUAUUAUUGAAGUGACUGUGUGUUAGAAUUAUUUAUAAGUAUGUCACGUGCGUGCGAUGCAACUCUGCAUGUAUCAAUUUUCAAUAAUUAAUAUUUUAUAAGUCUUUUGUAAACUGUACAAAAUAUACAAUAAUAUAUAUAUUAUAUAUAAGUAAAUUACAUAAUCUCAGAUAACUGAAGAAGUGGUUGUUUUAGUUUUUAUAUAUUACAAAAUAUUUAUUGACACAACACGAAUGUAAUUAGGAAUUUGUAAAUAUGUGAAAUAUAUGUAAAAAUGAUAUUAAGGGAACUAGAUUACAUGCGUGUGUGUAUUAUUUUUAAUUCUCUCCAUGAUAAUGCGGCAAAGCGAAAAGCAUAUUUCGUCGUCCCUUGUGCGUAAUACAAAUAUUGACUUGGGAUGUGAGUUUGGUCAGAUUGUCUGGACUGUAUCCUGUCUGGUUACAAACAUGCGUGGUUUAGAUCAGACGCGCAAGGGGAUUCAGUACCAAUUUUAUUUCUUUGCAAUCUGACUUUGCCGCUUCGUCUAAGAACCAUUUCUUUUCCCACACGCACAUAUAUA
Molecule: messenger RNA, 2559 nt
Organism: Formica exsecta
Lineage: Eukaryota; Metazoa; Arthropoda; Insecta; Hymenoptera; Formicidae
Exons: 2
Coding region: 516-1460 (314 amino acids)
Source: RefSeq, a predicted model, not a curated record